UCUUCCUUCUACGUAAGAACUUUGCCAAGAUUUAUCCUGCUGAGUGAUCUGGACAUAAAGAGCAAAAAAAAAAAAAAGGAACUACUUCUUCAGAGCACAUUCUUCUUUUCUUCCAGCAGAAAUGGAAUUUGGCAACGAUACUGACAAUAACUCAAGCAGCUACGAAUGUGACUACGAUGACUGGAGUUCUUCCAAAAUCCUAAUUCCUUCCAUCUAUUUGCUUGUUUUCUUUCUGGGCACCACUGGCAAUGGUUUGGUGCUAUGGACCAUUUUCCGAGGAGGGCAAGAAAAGCGACGGUCGGCAGACACGUUCAUUGCAAACCUGGCAAUAGCUGACCUGACUUUUGUGGUCACUUUGCCGCUAUGGGCCACUUAUGUGGUCCUGGACUACCAUUGGUCUUUUGGCUCUUUUGCUUGCAAACUCAGCAGCUACCUGGUCUUUGUCAAUAUGUAUGCCAGCGUCUUCUGCCUCACAGGGCUCAGCUUUGACCGCUACUUGGCUAUCGUUCGCCCUGUAGCCAAUGCCAAGCUGAGGUCAAAAGCUAGUGGACUUCUAAUGACCAUUGUGCUCUGGACUAUGGCAGCUCUCUUGGCCUUGCCAGCCAUGAUUUUCCGGAGGACUGGAGUAUUCAUUGAGAGUGACAAAGUGACAUGUUUCAUGGAUUAUUCAAGCGUGGCAACCAACAAGACUGAGGCGGCCUGGGAAGCAGGGCUUGGCUUGUCCUCUACCCUGAUGGGAUUUGUAAUCCCCUUUGCCAUCAUGCUGAUUUGCUACUUCUUCAUUGCCCGUACGAUUGCAGGUCACUUCCGAAAGGAGCGCAGUGAAGGGCUGAGGAAACGGAAGCGCCUGCUCACCAUUAUCAUUGUCCUUGUGACCACUUUUGCGAUCUGCUGGCUCCCCUUCCACUUGGUGAAAACCAUCUACAUGCUAAUGGACUGGGAGGUGAUGCCCUUGUCCUGCAGCUUCCAUGCCUUUCUGAGCAAUCUCCACCCGUACUGCAGCUGCUUGGCCUAUGUCAACAGCUGCCUCAACCCUUUUCUCUAUGCCUUCUUUGAUCCCCGCUUCCGACAAGCUUGCACGGCUGUCCUCUGCUGCACGUCGGGGCAUUUGCCUGGAGCUGCAGGAGACAAGUCAGCCAGCUAUUCAUCUGGCCAUAGCCAGAACCAUCUAGGGAAGAACAUGGAAGCAGGGCAGGAGAAACACUGUCCUGACAGCCAAGAGACUUUGCUUCAUGGGUAAAAAUGGAAUAAUGUCAAGCAGCCAUGAUAAACUUUGCAUACAACGAGUCUCUCCCCUCCCUCUCUCCUGUUAAUUCCUUUCCCUUGCAUCAUUCUACCAUCUGAUUCUGUUUCUUUUCUUAAUGUUUUAAAUUGGUAAGUCUGUUUUAACUGACACAAUAUUCAUCCCUUCCUUCUGUAUUCUGCUUGGUUAUCCACUGCAACAAUGUCUAUGUUAUAUAGGAAUUGUGCUAGGAAGAGGGGGGGUGGGAAGCAUUUCAUUAUGUUCUGAAACGCAAUGCUGCAUACACAGCUGGUGGUUCUUCUAAUGAAAAUUACAUGGACUUUUAAAUGGACUUGUAGAGGCUUGUGCUGGCUAUUUGCAGACCUGUGUUUUGAAAUGUUUUUGAAAACUUGCCAUAGCUUUUUGUAAUGUUAAGUGAAACAGUAGAACUAUGCAUAAGUUGCAUGAAAUCGGGGGGGGGGGGGGUUCAUUUUGAAGGGAAUGCACUUGGGAGCUUGUUGCAUAUCUGGUCUGUCUAUCCUCAUGCUUUGGUGUUUCAAGCCAGCUCUGUAGAACAGGUCCUGUUUAAGAAAUGCUUCAAUCCUACACCCCAGAUUUUCUUACUUUUUCUUAUCAUGCCACUUUGAGGCCUGGUUCAUUUGGCAACUUCUAAUUCUUUCAUUUUCCUUGUUCUAUGGGAAGAAAUGACUGCGCCCCCUAAAAUUUAGAGUUUAAAUAUUCACUGCAAUGGAGAACUGGCACCAUGGACAGAAAACUUCAGCCUGAAAGCCUAUUUCUUCCUAUGCAUGAAGACAGCUUCUUCAAACAGACAGCAAUUGUACUUGGUUCUUUGCUCCAUGCUUGUCCUGUCAAAUAAAGGCCCUCCAUUCAAAACUAUUCUUUAAAAAAAAUACAUAAAUGGUUCAUCAGCAAAAUCUAGCUUUAUUUUCAUCUUCCUCUCCCUCCCCUCUCUUUCUUCUCCCACAAUAAAAUGUAAAAUUCCUGCUGCUUAAUACACCAUUUUAACAGAGGUUGGGAAACAGUAUCAUGCUUGCAUUGAUAAAAAUGUUUUCUUUGUAGGGAUUGUGUCAUUAUUCAACUUGCCUAUACCUUAUACUUUAUUCACUUUAUUCAGUCCUUUUAUAUCACAAAAAGACUGAAUAAAGUUUUAAGUCAUGCAGAAAAAUGCUUUGAGUCUCUUAAUGAUUUCACUGAAUUGAUCUGCUGAUUAAGAAUUUUUAUAUAAAGCUUUUAAAGGUUCAUCUUUUAUUAUUAAUAACUAAGGGGCAAUAUAAAACUGGACAAGAAGUUGUACAUUUAUA
Pseudonaja textilis is the source of this 2544-nucleotide messenger RNA. RefSeq names its product apelin receptor (gene APLNR). NCBI's taxonomy places the organism in Eukaryota, Metazoa, Chordata, Lepidosauria, Squamata, Elapidae. Gene Ontology annotation, biological process: calcium-mediated signaling; neutrophil chemotaxis; positive regulation of cytosolic calcium ion concentration. The record is from RefSeq and is a predicted model, not a curated record. Gene Ontology annotation, molecular function: C-C chemokine binding; C-C chemokine receptor activity. Gene Ontology annotation, cellular component: membrane; external side of plasma membrane.